Molecule: messenger RNA, 2294 nt
Organism: Mytilus californianus (California mussel)
Lineage: Eukaryota; Metazoa; Mollusca; Bivalvia; Mytilida; Mytilidae
Product: ubiquitin-like modifier-activating enzyme 5
Exons: 11
Coding region: 150-1343 (397 amino acids)
Biological process (GO): protein ufmylation
Cellular component (GO): cytosol; cytoplasm
Molecular function (GO): UFM1 activating enzyme activity
Source: RefSeq, a predicted model, not a curated record
AAAUUCUAAAACCCGGAGGCAGGAAUUGUGCAACUUCCGGAUUUGACACACGACAGCUGUCAGAAUUUUCGUACAAAUUUCAUCAGAUUAUUAUAAUUUUAGUUUAAGCCAUAUAUUUAUUUUCUAUCUACAAAUUUCACUUCAGUACAAUGGCUUCAAUCGAAGACUUACAGAAGAAAGUUAAACAACUAGAGGAAGAACUAGAAAAAUCAAGACAAUCUGGUGCAGUAAGAACAAAAAUUUCUCAAAUGAGCUCAGAAGUUGUUGAUUCAAAUCCGUACAGUCGUUUAAUGGCAUUGAAGAGAAUGGGAAUUGUUGAUGAUUAUGAGAAAAUACGAGAUUAUACAGUGGCAGUUGUUGGGGUUGGAGGAGUAGGAUCUGUGGCUGCUGAAAUGUUAACUAGAUGUGGCAUAGGGAAGUUAUUACUGUUUGAUUACGACAAGGUAGAGUUAGCCAACAUGAACAGAUUAUUCUAUCAACCAAAUCAAGCUGGAAUGAGUAAAGUAGAAGCAGCUGAGAGAACAUUAAGGGAGAUAAAUCCAGAUGUCAUAUUUGAGAUAUAUAAUUACAACAUCACAACAAUGGAUAACUUCCAACAUUUUAUGGACAGAAUAAGCCAUGGUGGGAUAACAGAUGGAAAACCAGUUGAUCUGGUACUCAGUUGUGUUGAUAACUUUGAAGCUAGGAUGACAAUUAAUACUGCAUGUAAUGAAUUAGGCCAGUCUUGGAUAGAGUCAGGAGUGAGUGAGAAUGCUGUCUCUGGUCACAUACAGUUUAUAGUACCUGGUGACACUUCAUGUUUUGCUUGUGCCCCACCUCUAGUUGUAGCCACACACACAGAUGAGAAGACAUUAAAAAGAGAAGGUGUAUGUGCUGCUAGUCUGCCAACCACUAUGGCAAUUGUAGCUGGUUUCUUAAUACAGAACACAUUAAAGUAUUUAUUAAAAUUUGGUAAUGUGACCUACUAUUUAGGAUAUAAUGCUUUACAAGACUUCUUCCCAAUGAUGGCAAUGAAACCCAACCCUGAAUGUGAUGACUGUAAUUGUAGAAAACAACAAGUAGAAUUUAAGAAAAGAGAAGCAUUGAAGCCCAAACCUGUAGUUGUUGAAGAAGUAGAGACUGCACCUUUACAUGAUGAGAAUCCAUUUGAAAUAGAAAUUGUCUCAGAAACAACAGAGGAGGAAUUAAAGCAGGCUGAAGGAGAGAAACCUCAGCUAACAGAAGGGGUCACUGUAGCAUACACAAAACCAGCCAAAUCAUCAACAAAUGACACAUCAGAAACAGUAGGAGAUGUUUCCGGGCAAAGUUUGGACGAGUUAAUGAAACAGAUGCAAAGUUUGUGAUGUUCAUGUUGUGAUAAAGUCUUUGAAUACAUUUUAAAAUUAUGCUAAAACAUUAAUUUUACAUGUGAAGAAAUACGAGCUAUUUCUAAAGUAUUAAAGCAAUACUAGUCAAGACAUGCAAAGAUAUGUGCCAUUCUGGAAAGACAGGAGCUGCAGACCUGGAAAUGAGUUGUCUGCCCUUUGUUUCUUUAUUCCAUUAUAAAAGAAAACAACAAUAUUGUAAAACAAUUAAUAUAAAUUCAUUGCAGUUUUAGUGGCCUUCGGCUGUUGUCUGCUCUAUGGUCGGGUUGUUGUCUCUUUGACACAUUCCCCAUUUCCAUUCUCAAUUUUAUUAGUAUAAGCAUUAUGUUACAGAUUUUUAUAGUACCGGUAAAUGUUUCUAUAAUCGAGAAACUUUCUACUGGACAUUUAUAGUUUUAGAUUGUUUGGCUAAAGAUUUAAUGUUAAAGGGGCACUAGCUGUCAAAUUCAUGUUUACCGAUUUGACUUAAAUUCUCAUAUUUGAUUUAUAACAUUGAAUCUUAUCAGUCAACGAAAUGGUUAAUCUUUGUUUCACUUUCAAUGUUGACAUUCUUUUCCUUUAAAUGGCUGACCACGAUUUAUACAUGUGUAACCAAUCUUUAGCUAUUGGGUUAAAUUGAAGGUCACAUGAAUACGAAUUCAAUGAGGUCGAAUUAUUCACUUGCAAGUGAAUAAUUCAUCAGCAAUGUUUCUUUGCUUAUUUUGACAAAAUUGAACCAAAUUGUUUGCUAAAAACGAAUUAUUAUUUCAUCAUUUCACUUAUAUUAAUGAUUGAACCAAACAAAAUCAUAUUCUAUUUUUUUUUUCAUAUCUCGUAGCUAGUGCCACUUUAAUUUUUGGUUAUUUCAACUGUGAUCAUUGGUGUUGACAGGACAGUCAGUAACAGUGUAUUUAAAAAUUCUUAUAUUCAAUAAAUAUAUGAAAUAUCAUU